AUGGCGACGCGGGCCUUUGAGGUACUGCUCGAGGCCGAGGCCGCCACGCAGCGUGCUCGAGACUAUCAUGGCCUCUCUGCUGCCAGCGUUGAGCGCAUCAAGGUGACGGCUCGCAAGAUGGACAAGCUCAUGCACCUGGGCCAAAAGUAUCAGUCACACCUGGCGCAAGCUUGUCAGGUUGGCGCCGACUUCUUCGAAGCUACGCAUGCCCUGCUGGGCCCACAUAUCGAGGCCGAUGGAGACAUUGAGACGCUGAGCGCGAGCUGUAUUCGCUUGGUGGCCCAGCUUCAAGCGUACAAUGCCAACAUGCAUACAGUCAGCAUGGUGCUCAUGCAGCAAGUGUUACCCUUUUUCUACGAACACGCCACAGUCUGGCCCAAGCGCGCCCAGGACGCCGAACGCCAACUCACCCGCCAAGCCGACGAGGAUCGACGCAAGGUGCACAAGGAUUCGUCGCGAAUGGUCAAGGCCUGCAAACGCGCCUCGGCCAAGCCAGACAAGGUGGCUCCAGCCAAUGCGGCCGUGUUUGAAUUUGCUCGCAGCUGUGCCGAGUACGAAGACCACCAGAUGGAGAUGGCCCGCCGUCUUAUCACGGGAGAGCGUCGCUUCCUUUGCUCUCUGGCCGAAGACUUUGCCGUCCUCGGUGACUCCUGUCUCGAGGCCCAACUUUCUCUGCCCUUGAUUGCGCAGCAGAGUGAGGAUGUGCUGCGACUGGCGGCCAAUCCAGACUUGCUGCCCUUUCAUCCCACCCUGCAUGCGCUGCAAACGGCCGUGCAGAACAGGAAUGGGCAACCUUCAGCCGGUCUAGCCGAGGACAACAUGUCUACCGUGUCCCGCACACCCAGUGGAGUCUACGCCAAGCCGGUGCGGCCUUCCAUGGUCGUCUUAAACGGAGCUCAGGCAAAUAAAGGGGCCAUUGCUCCUCCCUCUUCCGCAUCAACUGCCAUGCCAGCCCCCGCAAUGACGGGAACGGCACCACCGCCGCCACCACCGCCACCGCCAGCGCCAGCGUUGGGUGGAGGUAUUCAGGCGUCACCUUUGAGACGCCACGAUACCCACGAGCUGGAUGGCGAUGAAGUGACGACGGACGACGAGGAAGAUGACUUUGACGAUUUUGAAGGGGACGAGGAACAGGAGAGCAGCGCUUCUUUGCCACCCCCUCCGCCUUCAUUGGUGCCGGGUAGCUCGGGCAACUACUCGCCGCUGAAGCCACCGACACCACCAGCCAAACCAGCGCAUGCCAUCUUGUCUAUUCCGCCGCCUCCGCAGGAUGCGCCCGGCGCCAGCCUUCGGCCACCUGCACCGCCACAAAACACACCCGCCUCCACCGAGCCGAGCCCAAUCAUGGCCACGCCCAGUGCCAUCAAGCCAACUGCCGCGGGUGCACCCCCACCACCUCCACCCGGCCCACCCCCUGACCUUCUCAAGGACCACAUCCCCAUAUCCUCAGGUUCCAGCUGGCAUCCACCCACGGAUGAGCAAAAAGCGGCCCGGGAGGCGCACUUGGAGCAGAUGAAGCGUGAAGCUGCAGCCUCCGGCGGCGGCGGUGCCAACAUGUCCAGCCUCGCAGAAAUGGUGGCUCAACGGGGCAAAGAGCGCUUGGAGAAGCGGCAAAACAGCCCCCUGUAG
This is a messenger RNA of Monosiga brevicollis MX1, 1629 nucleotides long. RefSeq lists its product as uncharacterized. The transcript has 10 exons. The coding region runs from base 1 to 1629 and encodes 542 amino acids. The record is from RefSeq and is a predicted model, not a curated record. Lineage: Eukaryota; Choanoflagellata; Craspedida; Salpingoecidae.